AAUUACUUGAAAAAAUUCCAGUUCCGUAAUGCAAAAACUUCAGACUUUUGGGAGUCACUGGAAGAGGCAAGUAAUCAACCAGUGAAAGAAGUUAUGGACUCCUGGACUAGCCAGAUGGGCUAUCCUGUGAUCACUGUGAAAGAACGGAAGAACUUAAGCCAGAAACGCUUCCUGUUGGAUUCCACAGCUGACCCUUACGAGCCACCAUCAAUGCUUAAUUACACGUGGAAUAUUCCAAUUAAAUGGGCCGAAAAUGACAAUUCAAAUGUUGUCGUCUACAACAGAUCAGAAAAAGAAGGAAUCACUUUGAAUUCUGGUCUUGGUGGAGAUGUUUUUCUCAAAAUAAACCCAGAUCACAUUGGGUUUUAUCGUGUAAAUUAUGAAGCAGAAACUUGGGACCGGAUAGCCGAGACUCUGUCCUCAAACCACUUGAACUUCUCCACUGCUGACCGUACAAGUUUUAUUGAUGAUGCAUUUGCUUUGGCAAGAGCUCAACUUCUGAAUUAUGGGAAAGCUCUGAAUUUGACCAGUUAUCUCAAAUCAGAAGAGGAUUUCUUGCCAUGGCAGAGAGCCAUCUCAGCUCUAACCUACAUCAUCAGCAUGUUUGAAGAUGACAGAGAGCUGUACCCCAUGAUAGAGACGUACUUCCAAGGUCGAGUGAAGCCCAUUGCGGAUUCUCUGGGAUGGCAGGAUAACGGAACCCACAUUGAAAAGUUACUCCGUGCCUCUGUGUUAGGAUUUGCAUGCAAGAUGGGAGACAGAGAAGCCUUGAACAACGCUUCCCAGUUAUUUGAUAACUGGCUCCAAAAGAACGAAAACAUUCCUGUAAAUCUCAGGCUUCUGGCCUACCGCUAUGGCAUGCAGAACUCUGGUAAUGAGACUUCAUGGAACUAUACUCUAGACCAAUACCAGAAAACAUCCCUAGCACAAGAAAAAGAAAAACUGCUCUAUGGGCUAGCUUCUGUGAAGAAUGUUACUCUUCUGUCAAGGUAUCUGGACAUGCUCAAAGACCCAGAUAUUAUUAAAAGUCAGGAUGUGUUUACAGUCAUUCGCUACAUCUCAUACAACAGCUACGGGAAGAGCAUGGCCUGGAACUGGAUACAACUCAAUUGGGACUAUCUGGUCAACAG
Cricetulus griseus (Chinese hamster) is the source of this 1130-nucleotide messenger RNA. The record is from RefSeq and is a predicted model, not a curated record. Lineage: Eukaryota; Metazoa; Chordata; Mammalia; Rodentia; Cricetidae.